Molecule: messenger RNA, 1357 nt
Organism: Bombyx mandarina (wild silkworm)
Lineage: Eukaryota; Metazoa; Arthropoda; Insecta; Lepidoptera; Bombycidae
Gene: Vps36
Product: vacuolar protein sorting 36
Biological process (GO): protein transport to vacuole involved in ubiquitin-dependent protein catabolic process via the multivesicular body sorting pathway
Cellular component (GO): ESCRT II complex; late endosome membrane
Molecular function (GO): ubiquitin binding; phosphatidylinositol-3-phosphate binding
Source: RefSeq, a predicted model, not a curated record
UAGAUUAUACACUUAAAAAUUUUGUUUAUUAUUUCAUCAGUGUAAUAAAUUUAAUUUUAUCAAUCAAUAAUUUAAUCUAAUGGACAGAUUUGAGUAUAUCGAGGCAAGAUUAUUCGAUGGAGAAAACUAUUUAAAACGAGACAAAAAUGUUAAAAUUUACGAUGGCGACGAUAAGACCCAGUUCAUUGAUGGUGAAGUUCUAUUAACAACACAUAGACUUUUAUGGGGAAAACCAGGAGAUAUACCAAAAGGCUUAGUUUGUUUAUCUCUCCAUCUGUAUUAUGUGUUUUGUUUAGAAGAAGAAAGUGGUGGCGUAUUUGGUCUUGGGGGUCCAAAAAGGAUAAUAAUGCAUUUAGGUCCUGCACUUCCAGGGAAAAGGCCUGGUCCAGCAGUAGUGAGCCCAUUUCACUAUGUGAAACUAUCAUUCAAAGAUGGAGUAGAUACUGCUUUUUACAAAGCUUUAAGUGACGCUGUUGCUGCCAAAGCGUGGGAAAGACAAACUCCAAUUAACACUCCGAGAACAGCUACAAGCCCAACAACGGCUUCAAGACCCACAGUCACAGCCGUAAACUCUAAGAUUAGGUCAGGCAUUGUGGGAAUUGAAAGAAGUAUAGAAGAACAGCAUAGAGCCACAGAUCAGAGUAUAAGUGUGGCAUUUCAAGACCUCACUAAGUUAAUGGAGAAGGCAAAAGAAAUGGUAUCUUUAUCAAAGAAUAUUUCUACAAAAAUAAGGGAAAAACAAGGUGAUAUUUCAGAAGAUGAUACAGUUAGAUUCAAAUCCUACCUCAUGAGCUUAGGUAUAGAUGAUCCAGUAACUAGGGAUGCAUUCAGAUCAGACUCUGAAUACUAUUUGGGUCUUGCACAACAAGUAUCAGAUAUGAUGGUUGCUGUGUUAUUGGAGUGUGGUGGAAUAAUGUCCUUAGCUGAUGUAUGGUGUAGAGUAAACCGAGCCAGGGGCUUAGAGCUUGUAUCGCCAGAAGACUUAUUGAAUGCUUGCAAAUUACUACGAACUGUAGACGCUCCCAUGUCACUCCGAAAAUUCCCUAGUGGAGCUUGUGUCUUACAGCUGAAUACCAACAGGGAUGAAGAGAUUGCUAAAUCUACAAGUGAUAUGAUACAAGAGAAUGGAUACCUCACACCAGAGAAGCUAUCGCAAAUCGCAAAUGUAUCAGUCUUGUUGGCGAGAGAGAGACUAUUUACUACGGAAAGACUUGGCUUGGCGUGCCGUGACGAGUCAAUUGAAGGCUUGGCUUUUUACCCCAACAGAUUUUUGCUAGAGGCCUAAUAAAUAUUUUGUAAAUUUCUUGUUAGCUGAUGUUACAUAUUAAAGAUUAUUUUUUACUAGUGUUUUCUUACA